UAGCAAUUGAAUGGCACGAGAAAGCCUUAAAAAUUGCUGAAUCUUUAGCAGAUAAUGAUCAAAACGUGUCUUUUUGUUACCAUAAUUUGGCUACUGCAUAUAACGACAAAGGUGACUAUGACACAGCACUGAAAUACUACAACAAAUCAUUAGAAAUACUCAAAAUGAUUUAUGGUGAUGAUCAUCUAGAAGUGUGUGAUUUAUACUAUAACAUUGGUAGUAUGUAUGACGAUCAAAAGAAAUAUAGACAAGCACUUACGAAUUUCAAUCGUGUAUUAAGAAUUCGUCAAAAACAUCUGCCAUCAAAUCAUUAUAAAAUUGCAGACGUACUUGGCAGUAUUGGUGCUGUACAUGAAAAUAUGUGUAAUUUCGGCAGAGCAUUAGAGUGUUAUGAAAAUGAACUUGAAAUUCAAUUAAAAUCAUUACCAUCGACACAUCCAUCGGUUAUUCAGACACAAGAAAAUAUUCAAGAAGUCAAGCAGAAACUGAGGUAA
Messenger RNA from Didymodactylos carnosus, 494 nucleotides. Lineage: Eukaryota; Metazoa; Rotifera; Eurotatoria; Philodinida; Philodinidae. The record is from the annotation of a GenBank genome assembly.